Molecule: messenger RNA, 3018 nt
Organism: Dunckerocampus dactyliophorus (ringed pipefish)
Lineage: Eukaryota; Metazoa; Chordata; Actinopteri; Syngnathiformes; Syngnathidae
Gene: mtif3
Product: mitochondrial translational initiation factor 3
Exons: 4
Coding region: 122-967 (281 amino acids)
Biological process (GO): mitochondrial translational initiation; ribosome disassembly
Cellular component (GO): mitochondrion
Molecular function (GO): ribosome binding; translation initiation factor activity
Source: RefSeq, a predicted model, not a curated record
AUGGUUGCAACCCGCCAUUAAACCAAAAGAAGAGAACUAAUUCAACGAAGAAGAACAUUGCGGAAGAAGACUCGUCGGUCGCCCUUCAGACAGCAUGAGCUAAAGGUGUUGAGCCAUAAAUAUGGCUGCAGGUUGUGUGAGACUGGUACUCUGUCAUGCAGUCAAAACUGUGUACGGUGGCACUCUCGGGUACUGGUCGGCAACAGCACGGACUCUCAUCAAGAGCGAAAACACAUGCAUCUUUGCCAGCGCUCGGGGAUGGUCUUCCUUGGGCACACAAGCGGAUGAUACACAUCCGAAUCCUGCACCCAAGAAGAAAAAAAAGCAGGAUCCUCGGGCCCGGACCACAAUCUCCAGUGUUGGCCGUAAGAUCCCUCAUCCAGAGAUCCGAGUGAUCAGUGAGGCUGGAGAAAACUUAGGCAUCAUGCACCGUGGGGAAGUGCUGCGACGAAUGGAUGAGAAAGGACUCAAACUUGUGCUCCUUGGUGAACAUCAGGACCCUCCGGUCUAUCGUCUGAUGAGCGGCAGACAGAUCCACGAAGAGCAGAUGAAGAUGUGGGAGAAACAGAAAGCCAAAGCAGCUCCAGUGCAGGUCAAAGAGCUCACCUUCUCAUCUGGCAUCGCUUCUCAUGACUUGACAAUCAAACUGAAGCAAGUGGAGAGCUGGUUGGAGAAGAAGCACCAUGUUAAGAUAACACUACGCGCGGGACGCAACACACCCACGAACAACCUGGAUGAAAAUCUUCAGCAGAUCGUGGAACAAAUGGAGGUGAUGGUGGGAUUUGUUUCCAAGCCAAAAGUCAUACGCGACGGUCAAGCUGCCACGUGUGUCCUCCGGCCACCUUCAGCAAAGGAACUGUCCAAAAACCAAAGAGAUCGGACUUCGCUGCCGCAGUCUGAUAGCCCACAGGCUGCCAAGGAUGAAACAUCACCUCCAGUUACAAAAGAGGAGUCUCUGCAACAGUGAGAUGUGAGAACUAAAAAUAAAACUUCUUUGCAAGUACAUUUUGUGUUUGCAUGAUAGAGAUGUCAUGCGGCAGCAUUGAAGAGGAUCAGCAGAGUCAAGUUUGACGUGGUAGGUAGAGUUACUCCUUUACCUCAGUGGCAAUAUCACUGGUAUGUGCAAGUCCUCUCUCUGGAACAAUGCAGCAUUGAUGAUAAAUGCCGAGCACAUCACAAGAUAUGGAGAACACGUCCUCAAUAACCCCACUCAAUGGAAAACUGCACUUUCACCGUUGAUGUAGUACACUGCUGUUGGGGAUGUCAUACAACUUCAUGUAAAAAAAAAAAAAAAAUGUUAACAAUUACUGAAAAAUACAUUUAUAACACAGUUCAAUAGACAAAUAAUAUUUAUUUUGUGUUAUCAUUAUUUUUUCCCCUGACCACACAUCACUGGUCAUGGGGUACUUGAUCAGAGAAUAAAUAUUCACACUGCCAUGUAUCUCGCCUUUAUUCAACAAUGAUAUUGUUUUUGGUAAAAAUAAAGAUCUAAUUUGUCUUACAGAUACAUUCACGUGUCACAGAUCAACGUGUUUCCAUCAAAGAGUCACUCCCACACUUUACCAACACCUGUCUAGCGCUUUCAACAUUAGACACAAAGUCUUGGAACUUGUACAUGCUCUGUCUGUACAUUUCAAAAGUAAACCAAACAAAUAAGAACCUAAGACAUCCAACCCCUCCUCACCUCCUGAAAAUAUAAACUUUCCUAAAAAAAAACAAAAAAAAAAACGAUAAGCAGCUUUAACUAGCAUGCAUGAACAACAUUUGUCAAUAAGCCUCAAGUACUUUGUAGGAGGAGAAGGGUUUAACAAAAUGAUAGUCCAGGUUGCCGCAGUGAGGGCAUUGCUGGACGUUGCUGUACUCGGAGAAAUACUGCAUCCCCACACGGACAUCCACCACUGGCUUCCCGCAGUGUUUACAGUUUAGACGAGCCUGGUGGCACACAGAGGGAUGCAGGUCAGAUAAUGCUUUACCUUGAUGCUCGAGCUAUCAUCAUUUUUGUCACUUCUACUCUACCUGGCAACAAGGUGAAGCAGCCAGGAUGUCGUAGGUGUACAUGGUGCCUAGUUGGUGCCAGCUCCCGUCCCAGCGGGACUUGCACUUGAUGCACACGAUCUUGUGGACACCUUCUAGACAAUCCACACAUAUGGCAUACAGGUGCAUUAACCUGCCUGUUAGAGAUGAAGACAGAUGAUUAGUUGCUACAUAAAAGCACCGGUAAGUGAGUUAGAUGUUGGAUGUUUACCAGACAACACCCCUCACAUUUCAGGCAAUCGUUUUUAUUACAGCGCAGAGGAUUUGCGGCUUUAUGGCAACAUUUUUUUCCCCACAUACACAUCUCAUUCAGCAGAAGUCAGUGAUAACGUAUACAUUUGUGAUAAUACAGUCACAAUGUACAACAUACAUGUUCCGCUGUUAGAAAGGCCACUGUUUUUACAUGUUUAUGUCUUUAUGCUUAGCUGAUGUUUUUUUCAUCAUGCGUUGAGAUUUCGGUCCUUGAACGAUUUCGGUCCUUGAACGCAUCACAGUUGUGUGCUGUGACUGCCUGCAACGUGACUCCCAAUCUGUUCAUCAGUCAUCUUUCAUUAUCAUUCAUUUCUACUGUACAGUAAAUGUGUUUAAUAAGUGUGUGAGGCCUUAAAACUGGAUUGUGUGGCGAGUGAACAAUGGCGAUUGAAGAGAGAAGGGGGGUGAUCUGUAUCUGAAUUUAAUGAUUACAUUUUUAUCACUUUUAUCGCAAAUGUUGAUCUGAAAUCGCAGGAGAACAUCAAUGUCAAGCUAAGUGGUUUUGGAAGCGGGAGAGUGAGCCGCGUGUCAAAAACUUUUAAUGGGCGAUAAAAACACACACGACUGGACUUAUGUGUUAUUGAAUUUGAAGUGAUCUGUUCUGUAUUUUUCUUAUCUCUCCUAUCUUGCCUUGUUUGUUUUAUUUUUAAGUGAUUAUAUUUAGUAUGACGCUUUUGCAGAGCUGCAGAAAAUGUGACUUUCUCUUGGAGAUAAAGUAUCUAUCAUAUCAAU